ACCACUUGCUCAACAACAGUCAAGAUGGGUAUCGAUCUCGACAAGCACCAUGUUCGAGACGGGCACCGCAAGGUCCCGAAGUCCACCAACCCCUACGUUAAGUUGUUGGUGCGCCUUUACAAGUUCCUGGCUCGCCGUACCGAUGCCCCCUUCAACAAGGUUGUUCUCCGACGCCUUAUGAUGUCCAAGAUCAACCGUCCUCCCGUCAGCCUGUCCAAGAUCGUCGCGACUGCUGCCAACAAGCACUCCUCCAAGGCACACGACGGCAAGACUAUCGUCAUUGUCGGCACCGUCACUGACGACAACCGUCUCCUUGAGCUCCCCAAGCUCUCCAUCGCCGCGAUGCGCUUCACUGCGUCUGCCCGCGCGCGCAUCCUGAAGGCCGGCGGUGAGACCCUCACCAUCGACGAGGUCGCUACCCGCUACCCCACUGGAGCCAACACCCUCCUCCUCCGUGGACCCAAGAACUCCCGUGAGAGCGUCAAGCACUUCGGCUUCGGUCCCCACUCCCACAAGAAGCCCUACGUCGAGUCCAAGGGCCGCAAGUUCGAGCGUGCUCGUGGUCGCAGACGGUCGCGUGGUUUCAAGGUCUAAGCGUGUGCUGGAAGCAGUGCUUUUUCUCUGGGUUGUUGGCGUGGUCAAGGUCAUGGGAAUUCACUUACGAGGCGCGCAUCAUGACUGGCAAGAGCUUUUCAAAUGCUCGCAAAAAGAUACUCAAUGUCUCAGUAGACAAUGGAACUAUACCCACGAGCUCUCCCGAGCUCUUGAGGUCAACUCAUGAAUUUACGGUUCAAAUCGA
Parastagonospora nodorum SN15 is the source of this 799-nucleotide messenger RNA. RefSeq lists its product as hypothetical. Gene Ontology annotation, molecular function: structural constituent of ribosome; RNA binding. NCBI's taxonomy places the organism in Eukaryota, Fungi, Ascomycota, Dothideomycetes, Pleosporales, Phaeosphaeriaceae. The transcript is spliced from 5 exons. Gene Ontology annotation, cellular component: cytosolic large ribosomal subunit; ribosome. The record is from RefSeq and is a predicted model, not a curated record. Bases 25 to 594 code for a protein of 189 amino acids. Gene Ontology annotation, biological process: translation.